Molecule: messenger RNA, 1992 nt
Organism: Durio zibethinus
Lineage: Eukaryota; Viridiplantae; Streptophyta; Magnoliopsida; Malvales; Malvaceae
Product: polypyrimidine tract-binding protein homolog 1-like
Molecular function (GO): RNA binding
Source: RefSeq, a predicted model, not a curated record
UAAAUGCCAAUACCAUAAUCUUUCAAUGCCUCACCGAUAUUUUGUCAGCAACUCAGCAUCACAUCAAUCCAACAAAACCCCGAAACCGACGAAACAAAAUCCCCUUUCGCCUCAAAAAUAAUUUUCCAGAGAAAACUCCCGUAUUUUCUAUCCAAACAAACACCCCAUCUAAUUUCAAAAAAAGCCCAACCUGUAAGAAACCCUAGAUGUCAACGUCAAGCCAACCCCAGUUUCGUUAUACCCAGACGCCAUCGAAGGUCCUUCAUCUCCGAAAUCUCCCAUGGGAGUGUACGGAAGAGGAACUCGUCGAGCUUUGUAAACCCUUUGGGAAGAUCGUUAACACUAAGUGCAAUGUUGGCGCCAAUCGAAACCAAGCUUUUGUAGAAUUUGUGGACUUAAAUCAGGCUAUUUCGAUGGUUUCAUACUAUGCUUCAUCGUCGGAGCCAGCACACAUUCGUGGAAAAACUGUCUAUAUUCAAUAUUCAAACAGACAUGAAAUUGUCAACAACAAGAGUCCUGGAGAUACCCCAGGAAAUGUGUUGCUGGUUACAAUUGAGGGUGUGGAAGCUAAUGACGUGACCAUUGAGACCAUUCACUUGGUAUUUUCUGCAUUUGGUUUUGUGCACAAAAUUGCUACUUUUGAGAAGGCUGCUGGAUUCCAGGCAUUAAUCCAAUUCACUGAUGCUCAAACCGCAUCUGCAGCGAAGAAUGCCUUGGAUGGGAGAAGUAUUCCUAGGUACUUGCUUCCAGAUCAUGUUACUUCUUGUAACCUGCGAAUCUCGUACUCUGCACACACUGAUCUGAAUAUCAAGUUUCAAUCUCAUCGGAGCAGGGACUAUACCAAUCCAUACCUUCCUGUGAAUCCCACUGCAAUGGAGGGACUUAUGCAGCCUGUAGUUGGCCCCGAUGGAAAAAAGCAAGAACCUCAGAGUAAUGUGCUACUUGCUUCUAUUGAAAAUAUGCAGUAUGCUGUGACAGUUGAUGUUCUUCACACGGUAUUCUCUGCAUUUGGAACAGUCCAAAAGAUUGCAAUAUUUGAGAAGAAUGGUGGAACACAGGCGCUAAUUCAAUAUCCUGAUGUCACAACCGCAGCUGUUGCUAAAGAAUCCUUAGAGGGACACUGCAUAUAUGAUGGUGGCUAUUGUAAGCUUCAUCUAUCAUACUCUCGUCAUACUGAUCUGAAUGUAAAGGCUUGCAGUGAUAAAAGUAGAGAUUACACAAUCUCAGACCCAAGUUUGCUUGCAACACAAGUUCCUGGUAUGCCUGCUGCUCCAAAUGUUUGGCAGAAUCCUCAGGGUGCUCCCUUGUACCCUGGGACUGACUAUGCAGCUUCAGCUGCAAUGCAGGCUCAACCCUCUGCUGGACAAGUUCCUGCUUGGGAUCCAAAUUUACAGGCUAGACCACCUUACGGAUCAGUUCCUGGGACUGUUCGUGGUCAAACAUAUCAAGCAUCCUCAGUCCCUACAUAUAUGAAUGCUACAAUACCUGCUGCUUCAUCACCACUGUCACAACCCGGUUUGUCUUCCAUGAGAAUGCCACAGCCAGGGGUUAAUGUUAGACCCGAUGGUGCACCAGUGCCAGGUCAGCCUCCUUAUUAUGGUCAAUGACCUGUGUCUUUUCCUCCCUUGAAUUGAAACGAGCCCGCUGGUCUUCCCAUCGUAUAUUUCUGGUAAAGAUUCGCCUAUUGGAUCACUUGGUGCGCAGAACUCGGAGCCUUUAUGAUUGAAGUUAUAAUUUUGUUGGCUUGGAAUUUUUUUUUUUUUUUUUUUGUUUUUCUGAAACCAUCUCCAUCAAUGAUGUAAAAGGAGGUUACAUUCAUAAUGAAUUGAUAAAUGAAUGUAAAAAACAUGCUUUCAUGCUAUAUUAUCCUGCAGCAAAUUUUGCCUUUAGAUCUCUCUGUAAAUUGAUGCUUUGUUACUUUCGAUUUUGAAAUGACGUUGGUCCCUCCAAUUCCAGCCACCUAAGUCCUCAGUUUUUUCUUUUUCUUGCAUG